This is a messenger RNA of Culex pipiens pallens (northern house mosquito), 1965 nucleotides long. RefSeq names its product cytochrome P450 4C1-like. The coding region runs from base 104 to 1681 and encodes 525 amino acids. NCBI's taxonomy places the organism in Eukaryota, Metazoa, Arthropoda, Insecta, Diptera, Culicidae. Gene Ontology annotation, molecular function: monooxygenase activity; iron ion binding; heme binding. The record is from RefSeq and is a predicted model, not a curated record. The transcript is spliced from 2 exons.
AUAAGUAAAAAACGACUCACCGCCAGCAAAAAGCGUCUUAUUGUCAUAGAUUUAGCUACAAUCACAUAAUGAGAUUCAAAAAAGUGCAAACUAAACUGCACUUAUGACUAUCAUCAAAACUGUCCAUUGUCCAACAAAGAGGGUAAGCGGACUCGGGAAUAAAACGCCCUGCCCUCGCCCACACUGUAAUCAGUCCACAAUGUAUCACUUGAUAGUGCAAGUUGCGCUCUUUCUUGCGGUUCUGUUCUGUGCGGAUUUCUGGUGGAAACGCGUUGUCCACCGGCAGCUGAACAAACUUCCGGGCCCCGUGUCGGUUCCGUUGCUCGGUUCGGGUUACGUGUUCCUCGGGAAGAACUGUUCCCAAGUGUUUUACACCUUCCAACGGUUGACGGCCCGCUACGGUCAAGGAGGUGCACCGAUUCGGUUCUUCCUGGGACCGGUUCCGUUUGUAAUUAUCAGCAGUCCCGAGCACGCGCAAGUCAUCCUCAGCUCGAGCACGUGCCUGGCAAAACCGUGGAUUUAUCGGUUCACACCGCUGGAAGGGAUAUUUUCGCUUCCGGUGGAUAAAUGGCGCCGCCAUCGGCGGGCAAUACAGCCGGGCUUUAAUUUGGCCGUGCUGAACAGUUUUAUCCCCAUUUUCAAACGCAAGAUAGACAUUUUGGUGGAGAAAUUGGGGCGGGAAGUUGUUGGCGGAGGAACGUUCGACGUGUACGGAUAUGUUGCGGCCUGCACUCUGGACAUGGUUUAUUCCACAACUCUCGGCAUGGAGAUGAAUAUCCAGCAGCAGGCGCGCAGCGCAUACCUAGACGUCCUGGACGAGUUGUUCGAACUGGUGACUAAACGGUCCACCAACGUGCUGCUGCAUCCCCAGUGGGCGUACCGGCUGACGAGUUACUACCGCCGAGAGUGCCGUGCCCGGCAGAUAUUUUGCGCCCCAUCCACGGAAGUACUGCAACGCAACCCGAUACUGGCUCGAUCACCGUCGGAAUUUUCUGAUGUCAGCAAGCCACAGAUCCUAAUUGAUCAGCUGUACGAUUUGGCACUGAAGGAUCCCACUUUUGACCGGGACGCGAUCGAGAAAGAAUUGAACACGAUGAUUUUCGGCGGUAAUGAAACAACUGCGAUUACGAUGUCCAACGCACUUUUGCUGAUCGCGAUGCAUCCCGAGGUGCAGAACAAACUGAUCGUUGAAAUAACACAGGUAUUGGGAGAGAGUUUUGCGAACAUUACCAUUGAACAACUGCAACAGCUAACCUACAUGGAAGCAGUUCUAAUGGAGGCAAUGCGACUUUAUCCGAUAACGACAAUCCUGGGUAGAAAAACGGGUGCAGAUCUUCAGCUGGGCGAGUAUCGCAUUCCAGCUGGAGUCAACCUGGCCAUCGAUGUGUUUAGCAUUCAUCGGAGUGCGGAACAUUGGGGAUUAAAUGCGGAUUUAUUCGUCCCGGAGAGAUUUCUAACCGGCAAGCAUCACCCUUAUGCGUUUCUCGGGUUUAGUGCGGGCCCUCGAAAUUGCAUUGGGAUUCGCUAUGCGUGGAUCUCGAUGAAGAUGACGUUGGCGCACGUGCUGCGGCGGUUCGAGCUGGAAACGCCCCUUCGGCUGCAGGAUAUUCGUAUCAAGGCGUCGAUGACGCUAAAGGUGAUCGGCGGGCACAUUAUAAGCGUUCGGGCUAGGGAUGAGUGAGAUUUUUCGUUUAUUUGUUGUUAGCUAAUAAUUAUGGGUUCGAUUUCCAUCUGCUCCCAAUGAGCUCUGUCUAGACUGCAUGAAUUCUGAAAAGAUUAAAAUCAUCGAUAAGCCCACGACGGGGUUGUGGUAAAAGUUAUGAUUCCUAACUGUCUAGAUUUGACGGAUAUAAUUGUGAUAUUUCACACAACGUAGGUGUAUACAAAUUUAACUGUAAAAUGUAUAACACUCCCUUACUUUAAUUACACCUAGCACAACGAAAUAAAUGUUUUAUUUGCUCUCUU